CCUAACCAAGCAGGGCCGAAGGAAUUUUCUCUUUUCUCGUACUCCAACCCCCAUGUACUCUUCCUCCAACAAAACCACCUCCUGUAGUCGGCGCCGUCUCUUCCAAACACCUCUCCUUCUCUGCCACCGCUAUUCUCGUUAUUGAAGAACGACGACAGUCAGGAACACAUUAAGAGCUAAAGCGUUGCAUUAGAACAUUGAGUGUCAACACUAGAUUUUAGUGGAACAUGGCGUCAUUAAGAUUCUUUCAAGCAUUGUCAAAGGGUAAUAUUGGAGCAAGAGAUGCGGUUUUCAGGAAUAUGCCAUAUGAUUCAGCCAGUAUCCUUGCAGAAGCGUCAAAAGCAGUAAUUCAGUACAAAGAUUCUGAUGUUCAGCCCACGGAUGUCCGAGUAGCAAAUAUUGGGCGAAAUGCAUGUGGAGAAGCUGAUGUUGUGUUGCAAAUUGCCGGCUCGUGGCAAAAAAGAUCUUUGACAGGUGGGGCAGCCUGGAUUAUGAAGGAUGAAUGUUUGCAGAAAAUACAUGGUAGCUGCUUGCAGACUUUUGGAGUCUCUGCCUUAGAAAUGGAUGCUUUGGCUUGUUUACAUGGUGUUAAAUGGGCAGCAUCACAACGUUUACAUAACGUAAGCAUCUACACGUAAUCUGGUGCAGCUUUUGCAGGGAAGUACACCACCACUGGACAUUGUACUAUUAUCGACAAUCCAGGAAAUCAAAUGUCAAGCUUUGCAGUUGAAUUGGUGUUGUGUUCACAAGGUCGCAAGGUCUAAAAUUCAACAAGCUCAUAAUGCUGCUAUUGCUUGUAGGGCUGGGUUAGUUACUCCUGAAUCCUGAUAGUUUUUAACUACUCGUAUUGUUUUGGUUCCCUUUGAUGAUGUCAAUAAAAAUUCAAACUGUGAACAUUGCAGCUUAA
Molecule: messenger RNA, 907 nt
Organism: Spinacia oleracea (spinach)
Lineage: Eukaryota; Viridiplantae; Streptophyta; Magnoliopsida; Caryophyllales; Amaranthaceae
Exons: 2
Coding region: 228-638 (136 amino acids)
Source: RefSeq, a predicted model, not a curated record